This is a messenger RNA of Punica granatum (pomegranate), 2610 nucleotides long. NCBI's taxonomy places the organism in Eukaryota, Viridiplantae, Streptophyta, Magnoliopsida, Myrtales, Lythraceae. The record is from RefSeq and is a predicted model, not a curated record.
UUCAGGACGUCCAUUGAUAUCUUCGAGAGUCAUUGUACUACGAGUGUGUCCAUUCAUUAGCUUUUGCUCUCCUCAUUCUCUCUUUUUUCCCUUAGAGCGCCCCGUUUUUGUCAAAGUUGACGAGAUAAUACACACAUCUACAUAUUAUCUUGUCAACUUUAUUCCUUUCGGGCUAUCGAAGGACAUAUUGAUUGUGUCGUCUGUCGUGUGAGAAAGGAGAAAAAUGUCGGCCCUCGAACAGUUCAUUGAUGAUGCCACAUUGGUCGCUUCUGCCCCUUCCCUUCCCGUGCCGCCGUUCUGCUUUGGUGCAAAGGCGAAGGUUUUCCCGGACAAUGCUGCUGUCGCUAACUAUGAGAAAUCUGACUGGUCACCAUCCCUGUCCUCGACCCUGUACAGGGUUGAUGGGUGGGGCCCACCUUACUUCGCCGUCAACUCCUCCGGCAACAUCUCCAUCCGGCCCCAUGGCAAGGAGACAAUGCCUUCCCAGGAGAUUGACCUCUUGGAGAUCGCAAAGAAAGUAACUGAGCCCGUGUCCUCGGGUGGCUUAGGGUUAUGCCCGCCUUUCAUUGUGCGGUUCCCUGAGAUGCUCAAGCAUCGGCUCGAGUCCCUGCAGUCGGCUUUUGACUCAGCUAUUGCAUCUCAGGGCUAUGGGGCGCACUACCAAGGAGUAUUCCCCGUGAAAUGCAAUCAAGACAGGUUCAUUAUUGAGGAUAUUGUGAAGUUCGGGUCGCCGUUCAGGUUCGGACUGGAAGCCGGUUCAAAACCGGAGCUACUCCUUGCAAUGCAUUGCCUAUGCAAAGGUUCCCCCGAGGCAUUGCUGGUUUGCAAUGGGUUCAAGGACGCCGAGUACAUUUCUCUUGCACUUAUCGCAAGGAAGCUUGCUUUCAACACGGUGGUCGUUUUUGAGCAAGAGGAAGAGCUUGACCUAGUGAUUGAACUGAGCAAGAAGCUUGACAUUAGGCCUGUUGUUGGCGUGCGGGCCAAGCUAAGGACCAGGCACUCAGGCCAUUACGGGUCGACCUCAGGUGAGAAGGGCAAGUUUGGGCUUACCACGACGCAGAUACUACACAUCGUGAAAAAACUCGAGCAAGAAGGGAUGCUAGACUGCCUGCAACUGCUGCAUUUCCACAUUGGUUCCCAGAUCCCUACGACUGCAGUUGUUGCUGAUGGGGUCUCCGAGGCAGCUCAAAUCUAUUGUGAACUUGUUAGGCUCGGGGCAAACAUGCGAGUUGUAGACAUCGGGGGAGGACUUGGCAUUGACUAUGAUGGAAGCAAAGCUUCUGACUCUGAUGUUUCCGUUAGCUACACCCUAGAAGAAUACACUGAAACCGUUGUCAAAACCCUCCGCUCCAUCUGUGACAAAAGAUCCGUUACGCAUCCAGUGAUUUCCAGUGAGAGCGGCCGAGCCACCGUGUCUCAUCACACAGUUCUGAUCUUUGAGGUGUUCAAUUCAAGCUCACGCGAUUCAAACGCAGCUGAGUCAUCUCUUCUUGAGCAGCAGCGUUUCCUUGAUGGCCUUCGAGCAGAUGCACGAGCCGAGUACAUGAACCUUUUCUCUGCAGCCAUGAGGGGUGAUAACAACACAUGCCUGCACCACGCCAACCAGUUGAAGCAGCACUGCAUUCGCCAGUUCAAGCAGGGGGCCUUGUCUAUCGAGCAGCUGGCAGCAGUCGAUGGGUUGCACCUCAUGGUCUCUAAGGCCGCCAGUGAACCCUCGAGCCUUCCUGUGCAUACGUACCGCAUGAACCUUUCCAUAUUCACCUCAAUUCCCAACUACUGGGGCACGGGACACCUGUUCCCCAUAAUGCCCAUUCACCGGCUAGACCAGAGGCCGACCAUGAGAGGGAUGCUGUCGGAUUUAACCUGCGACAGCGAUGGGAAGCUCGCCACCUACAUCGGAGGAGAAUCUAGCUUGCCUUUGCAUGAACUGGAUGGGAACAAGAACGGACAUUACUACUUGGGUCUUUUCCUAGGAGGGGCCUACGAGGAGGCCCAAGGCCAGAUACACAACUUGUUCGGAGCACCCAAUGUGGUUCGCGUUGAGUCCGAAGCUGACAACCCCGGUGGUUUCAUAAUGACUAGUGCACUACUUGGCCCGAACAGCGGGGACCUCCUUCAGGCCAUGCGUCACGAGCCCAAGGCCAUGGUGGAAGCAUUCAGGCGCCGAGCAGAGGAGCUAGGUGCAGUCGGAGGCAACCAAGAUGGACUGGUAACUGAGGCUUUGGCGGGCGGGCUUGCACGCUUUGUCAGCAGCUGGCCCUAUCUCAUGGCGACUUCGACCUGGGGCAUGCCUCCUGUCACUGGCAAUGGCUUUUUCUGAGAACACGAGAUUUCUAAUAUACCAUUAUAAUCGGUAAAAGUCUUAUAUAGACUUAUAUGUAUCUGCAGACAAUAAUUAGCAAUUUCCAUUAGGAAAAUGCUAUGUGGAAACAUCACCAAUGUUAUCGUCUUAUAGUGGUCUCCUAAGUAUGUAUUACAUUACUGUGCGUCAAGUGAGGGAUGCACAGGAGACCAUGUCAGUGCUUGAGAUCUCAUUACUUGUAUUGUGUUUGAUCUCAUUAUAUGUAUUGUGUUUGAAUUGUGCGUUUUUUAAAAUUUUUUUCUGUAAAA